Molecule: messenger RNA, 1219 nt
Organism: Otolemur garnettii (small-eared galago)
Lineage: Eukaryota; Metazoa; Chordata; Mammalia; Primates; Galagidae
Gene: NGRN
Product: neugrin, neurite outgrowth associated
Exons: 4
Coding region: 19-900 (293 amino acids)
Cellular component (GO): nucleus
Source: RefSeq, a predicted model, not a curated record
AGGCCUAGCUGCUUGGACAUGGCGGUGACUCUGAGUCUCUGGCUGAGCAGGCGUGUGUGCGCUGCUGUCGCGCGCUCCGGGGUCGCGACCCGGGGGGUGGUGGGCCUGGGCCCCUUCGGUCGCGAGCCAGACUCGGACUCCGACUGGGAGCCGGAGGAGCGGGAGCUGCAGGAAGUGGAGAGCACCCUGAAACGACAGAGAAAAGCAAUCCGAUUCCAGAAAAUUCGGAGGCAAAUGGAGGCGUCAGGUUCCCCGCCCCGAACUCUGACAUGGGCAGCCAUGGAGCAGAUCCGGUAUUUACNCAAGGAAUUUGCAGAGUCCUGGUCAGUUCCCAGGUUGGCUGAAGGCUUUGAUGUCAGCACUGAUGUGAUCCGAAGGGUUUUAAAAAGCAAGUUUGUACCCACAUUGGAGAAGAAACUGAAGCAAGAUCAGAAAGUUCUUAAGAAAGCUAGGUUUGCCCACUCACUGCAGCAGAUCCCUGGCUCUGGAGGUACCUCGAAGCCACUCUCUGCAGGCCACUCUGUAUUAGGCCCUUUGCUGAUGCCAGGGGAUAAGGCUUCGUCCAAAGGCCAGAGUCACAGCAUGGCUUUGAAAUUGAUAGAGUCAAAUUGUCAAAGUACAAAUACACCAAGUAGAAAGAAGGGAAGGAAUAGAGGAUUCCAGAAACUGGAGGAGAGUUUUGUGCCUGUCACUGCAGCCCUAGCUCAUCAGAGAGCACUGCAGAAAUGCUCUACCAGUGAUUGUGAGGGUACCCCACGAGCUCACGAUGGAUUGCCAAGCAAUGAGAAGCUGUUGGAGUUGAAGGCAGGGGAACCAGGUGACCAGAAUGUCAGCAACAAAGUAGUGCAGAGGGGGCGGGAGUUCUUCGACAGCAGUGGGAACUUCCUGUACAGAGUUUAAGCAGUGGCUUGGACUGUGGAGGUGCCUCAUGAAACACAACUGGGGGAGUUUAUUUGUAGCCACCUGGAUUUGUGUAUGAAUUAGCCACCUUUAGAGUAGGAGGAAGUGAUGAGCCUGGAAUGUGGCAAGAAAGCUGAUUGGAUAGAUUCAGGCUUCUGGGAGCACUGCUCCCAUCUAACCCCUGGAGACCUUUUCUUAUUUGAGCUCUGUUGAAAACCAACCCAGCUUGCAUGCAUUGUUACUGAGUUUCUGUGAUACUUGCAAUAUAGGUUUGGGAGGAAAUGAAAAGUUUGCCUUCUGACUUCACUUUUUUUUUUUU